AUGAGGAGAAAACCAAAACUGCAACUUCGGCGCGCUGCUUCCAAAGCUCUACCAAAAAUGAGUAAUGAUGAUGAUAGUUCAAAAAAUGAAUCCCAUGAGUCUAAGGAAUUAGAUGAUACUCCUGCAACUAAGGCAAUUGCAAAAGCUACUGGUCAAAAGAAAAGUAGCAGUGAAGCAGAGAGCUCCAGUGAUAGCUCAAAGGAUGAGUAA
Molecule: messenger RNA, 210 nt
Organism: Dovyalis caffra
Lineage: Eukaryota; Viridiplantae; Streptophyta; Magnoliopsida; Malpighiales; Salicaceae
Source: the annotation of a GenBank genome assembly